GGGACCCCGAGGCCCCGCCCCCGCGCGCGCCCGCCCUGGCGCGGACUCAGGCGCGCGGCCGCGCCCCGCCGAGCCGAGCCCGGAGCGCGGAGCGCGGGCGGCGGCGCCGAGCCCAGGUGCUGAUGGGCAAGCCCCGGAGUGUGGGAUGAGGCGGGUGCGUGCACCAUGUCAUCAUGUGUCUCUAGCCAGCCCAGCCACGAGCGAGCCGCCCCCCAGGAUGAGCUGGGAGGCGGGGGUGGCAGCCGCGACAGCCAGCGGCCCUGCGAGGCCCUGCGGGGCCUCUCGUCCCUGAGCCUCCACCUGGGCAUGGAGUCCUUCAUUGUGGUCACUGAGUGCGAGCCGGCCUGCGCGGGGGACCUCGGCCUGGCCCCUGACCGGCCCCGGGGGGCUGAUGGCUCCGAGCUGCCUCCGGAUGACACUGCCUUUGAGGCGUCCCUGGCCGUGUCGGGGCCCCGGCCGCCCUUCCCUGGCCGCCAGCUCUCUCUGCAGGAGCCCUCGCAGCUGCACGCCAAUGGCCGAGGGCAGCCGGCGCUGCCCUCCUCGCCCGUGGGCUCCCCGCAGUCGUCACCGCGGCUGCCCCGGCGGCCCACGGUGGAGUCUCACCAUGUGUCUAUCACCGGCCUGCAGGACUGCGUCCAGCUGAACCAGUACACACUGAAGGAUGAAAUUGGAAAGGGCUCCUAUGGCGUGGUGAAGCUGGCCUACAACGAGAAUGACAAUACCUAUUACGCCAUGAAGGUGCUGUCGAAAAAGAAGCUGAUCCGCCAGGCGGGCUUUCCACGUCGCCCCCCGCCCCGAGGCACCCGGCCAGCCCCGGGGGGCUGCAUCCAGCCCCGGGGCCCCAUUGAGCAGGUGUAUCAGGAAAUCGCCAUUCUCAAGAAACUGGACCACCCCAACGUGGUGAAGCUGGUGGAGGUCCUGGAUGACCCCAACGAGGACCAUCUGUACAUGGUGUUCGAGCUGGUCAACCAAGGGCCUGUGAUGGAAGUGCCCACAGUCAAGCCACUCUCGGAAGACCAGGCCCGGUUCUACUUCCAGGAUCUGAUCAAAGGCAUUGAAUACCUGCACUACCAGAAGAUCAUCCACCGGGACAUCAAGCCGUCCAACCUGCUGGUGGGGGAGGACGGGCACGUCAAGAUCGCCGACUUCGGAGUGAGCAACGAGUUCAAGGGCAGCGACGCGCUGCUGUCUAACACCGUGGGCACACCCGCCUUCAUGGCGCCCGAGUCACUCUCCGAGACCCGGAAGAUCUUCUCCGGGAAGGCCUUGGAUGUCUGGGCCAUGGGUGUGACGCUCUACUGCUUUGUGUUUGGCCAGUGCCCAUUCAUGGAUGAGCGGAUCAUGUGCUUACACAGUAAGAUCAAGAGUCAGGCCCUGGAGUUCCCAGACCAGCCUGACAUAGCCGAGGACCUGAAGGACCUGAUCACCCGCAUGCUGGACAAGAACCCGGAGUCAAGGAUCGUGGUGCCCGAGAUCAAGCUGCACCCCUGGGUCACGAGGCACGGGGCGGAACCGUUGCCGUCGGAGGACGAGAACUGCACGCUGGUCGAGGUGACGGAAGAGGAGGUGGAGAACUCGGUCAAACACAUUCCCAGCCUGGCGACCGUGAUCCUUGUGAAGACCAUGAUCCGCAAACGCUCCUUUGGGAACCCGUUUGAGGGCAGCCGGCGAGAGGAACGCUCCUUGUCGGCCCCUGGCAACCUGCUGGCCAAAAAGCCGACCCGGGCAUGGGCGGCCCCGUGGGAGCCCAAGGAAGCGCAGCAGCGAAGACAGCCUUCGAGGCCCCGACCCAGCCCCCAUGGGGGAGGAGGAAGUGCUCGUGUGAAGGAACAGCCCCCGGUGGAGAGCUGGGGGGCCGCAGCCCUGGACUCCCCAGCAAGCAUGCGUCUGUGGCAGCCAGAUGAAGCCAUGGAGUAGCUGCCUGAGGGAGCAGCUUCCCUGAGGGAUGAG
Messenger RNA from Sorex fumeus (smoky shrew), 1950 nucleotides. It is a transcript of the gene CAMKK2, whose product is annotated as calcium/calmodulin dependent protein kinase kinase 2. NCBI's taxonomy places the organism in Eukaryota, Metazoa, Chordata, Mammalia, Eulipotyphla, Soricidae. Gene Ontology annotation, biological process: activation of protein kinase activity; CAMKK-AMPK signaling cascade; protein phosphorylation. Gene Ontology annotation, molecular function: protein kinase activity; ATP binding. The coding region runs from base 166 to 1917 and encodes 583 amino acids. The record is from RefSeq and is a predicted model, not a curated record. The transcript is spliced from 17 exons.